AUGGCUGAUAAUACGCCUAUUGUGUUUGACAACACACUUGUUGUGCCGGACGACUUGAAGCACACUGAAUUUAUCAGCGAUUUUUGUUUCAGCCCGACGAACGAUAUAGUUGGCCUUGGUGAUAUGAAGGGGCGGGUUUCAUUAUAUAAAUAUGGGGAUUUGACGGUGCCGGAAAUGCUCUUUGAAAUUGAAGGGAACAAGGACUCUGUCCGAAAUGUGUGUUUUAAUGAAGGAGGGAAUUUACUCUUCUCGACGUCGAGCGACGGAGCGAUUUCGAUUGUAGAUAUCAACGCACAAAAGGUCUUGGCGACGAACCCUCGCGCGCACAAACAUCCGAUUUAUGCGUUAGAUUCCAAAGGGGAUAUGAUAGUGACUGGAGAUGAGGAUGGGUGUAUAAAGGUGUGGGAUAUGAGACAGCAAAAAUGUGUAGCUGUGCAUGACGAGCACAACGAUUAUAUUUCACAAGUAGUGUUAUGUGGGGACACGAUAUUUGCUGCUGGUGGCGAUGGGUGUAUGUCCACAUGGAGUCUUAAGAAAGGGAAAGUGAUUGGAAUCAGUCAGAAUUUGAAUGAGAGUUUACUCUCGUUAACUGUACUUGAAGAGGAUUAUCGGAUUUGUUGUGGAAGUGAACGUGGGAAAGUGUAUGUGUGGAGUUGGGACGAUUGGGAAGAGCCGAAAUUGAAAUUAAGUGGGCACCCCGAUUGUGUCCAAUCAUUAAUAACAAUCGAUCGAAACACCGUCUUUUCGGGGAGUUUUGACGGUGUGAUCCGAAUCGUUCAAAUCACUCCAAAUAAGUUAUUGGGGUGUGUUGGGAAGCAUGAAUUUCCCGUCGAGAAGAUGCAAGUGUCUCGAGACAAACGGUUCUUAGGGUCUUGUUCCCUUAAAAAGCAUGUGAAGUUUUGGGACGUUGGCUAUUUGUAUGACGACGCCGAUGAAAGUACGACGACGGUCCAAGUGAAGAAGCCCGAACAAGACAUCGUGACGGACUAUCAAGAAGUUUCGAUGUCGAAUGAAUACAAAAAGAGAGGGAAAAAGAAGAAAGGAAUGCAACAAAACCCCAACAACCCAUUCUUCAAAGGAAUGGAAGACUGA
Molecule: messenger RNA, 1092 nt
Organism: Entamoeba invadens IP1
Lineage: Eukaryota; Evosea; Mastigamoebida; Endamoebidae
Product: WD repeat-containing protein, putative
Exons: 1
Coding region: 1-1092 (363 amino acids)
Molecular function (GO): protein binding
Source: RefSeq, a predicted model, not a curated record